Toxoplasma gondii ME49 is the source of this 2440-nucleotide messenger RNA. It is a transcript of the gene SRS50, whose product is annotated as SAG-related sequence SRS50. Bases 284 to 943 code for a protein of 219 amino acids. Gene Ontology annotation, cellular component: membrane. The transcript has a single exon. NCBI's taxonomy places the organism in Eukaryota, Apicomplexa, Conoidasida, Eucoccidiorida, Sarcocystidae. The record is from RefSeq and is a predicted model, not a curated record.
UCAAGGCCAUCCAGUUAUCGUUCCUGUAUGUCAGACCAGAAACUGACAGAGUAUCUAUCCGCGGGCCGGAAGGCCAAGCGGAAUCACCACAGUCCCCGUUCGCUGUUUUCGCUUCCUAGCUGAUCUUCGCGGCCCAAGCUCAAUUCCAGCGAUUGUGGGAAACGACGCAGCAACUGAUUCUUCUGCGUUUCGAAGUUCAAGGAGGAUUCCCGGUGUACGGAGGCAGAGUUCUCGGCCAAGAGAGGUAGACGCAGGUUGGGUACUUCUUUGCGGAGCGGCGUUGAUGGCGCGUCUUCACAGAGGAUACCGGCGGGGUUGCUUAAGCCCUUGCUUGGCUCGUCUUUUUUUCUUGCCCCUCGUGGCCGCUUUCUUUGAGACGGGCAGUAAAUCUGUGGUAACUAGGUCCGAACCGAGCGAACAUGAAAGGACUGGGGGUGUGGUAGGCCAGUCUGUAACAUGCACAUCGUCUGUCUAUGGUCCCUUUCAUGUCGUCCUCGAACCCUUUGAGGGCCGCAAUUCCUUUUCAAUCGCCUGUGCUGAUGGAGGCGUUCUCGUCCCCUCUGCCGACGUGUUCACUCAUAGCUUUUGUUCUGUUCUUACGUCUUUACAAGCUUGUUUUAGCGAGGGUCCAGAUUACCGCGGUCCAGAGUUCUUCGACGAUUUCUCCAGCACUUGGUGGGAAGGAGAUCCCACGAAACCCCACGAAGGGAUGACCUUCACUAUUCCGCUCAGUGUAUUUCCAGCAGAAACAAAAACUAUCAAGCUAGGGUGUUUAUACAUUCGGACCAAGAACAUCUGCCGGGUUGUUGUGUCAGCGAGGAAGAAGUUGGUGCCCGUGACGGGUGUCGUACAAACAAAGUCUAGCGGCACUGUGGCUCGUACGGGGUCAUCAGCAACAUUCCUGAAGAGCGUAGUGUUGGCCAUCAUGGCUGCCGUUUUAUGAACUAACGGGCGGUGAGAGCGGAAUCCAGAGAGACGACCACUGCUUCGACAUUAAUGUGAACUGGACAGCUUGACCGGAGCCAGGGUGGUUGGUGGCCGGCUGAGAAAUCCUCCACUGGUGAAGGCAGUGGACGACCAGUGGUGGAAAGGCGACUCGUGGUGGGCUUACAGUUUAUUUGUAUCUCUCUUACGAGGUAGUUUCGCUCGUCUUUGCAAUUAUUUCUGCGUCUGUGCCUACGUUGCGGCUGGACACGAGCUCGCGCGUAUUUUUAAGUUCCUGCGACCACAACACUGCACAGGUGGAGGUAGGGACCCAUGUUGGUGUUGCACGUUUUAUUCCACUGUUGGCAUGACGACGGCAUGUACUUGGAAGGGAGGACCAAUGCGUUGUCUUUGCUCUAUCGCAUUAACACACAUGCCUCGAGAUUUGUUUUCCGUGGUUCAUCAGCUGAUAAGUAUUUUGUGUAACGCUUGUCCCUGUCUCGCUGUGUAACUACAAUGACCAGGUCACGGGUGAAGUUUCCAUCCCAUGUAAAGAAGUGUGUUCAGCUGAAGGACGGCGCCUGCCGGAAAAACUUGUGUGGCGUCGUAUGCAGCCGGGUGGAAGAAUGUCAUUUUCAACAACGAAAUGUCCUUUGUCGCUUGGUUGUGCUUCAUGCAGUCUUGCUGAACUCGCGCGUCAACUACAUGUGCUUAAAGGCGUGACACGCAUGAAAACAUAAGCUAACUAAUUUUACGCGGAAAUUAAAAUCCCACUGGGAGGCUCUCAUUACUUCGGAAGAAGGGUGUGGAAGUCUCAUCCAUCUGCCUGUAUUCAGUUUUCUCGGAUAGGCACUGCGCGCGUGCGAGCCUCCUGUAGACCCACCUGGACGGGCAUAGUGAUUACGACCCUCACGGAAUGUGCUUAUAGCUGACUUCGUGGAACUGUCCAGGACGGGGUGAUUGUUUGUGUCUGCGUGUGCAGUGCUUCACCAUCAGUCGAACUGUAGCGUAUUUGAGGGUAGGCGGCCAAAUAGGAGGAACUGGACAAAUCUUAAGACUGCUCGUCCAUCAUGCGCCACUUCAUUGUUGUGAGAGAGCCUCGUAUCACUCUUUGUGACUGUGCAUGCAGAAAUGUGACGCGAUAAAAUGGUGGGGGGUUGUGGUCUGAGCGUUGUGCGCAUAGCAUCUGUCGGAUGGACGCCAGUCUGCGUUCGUUAGAUUUACAAGUACGUUGCCUGUAAUUCGUAGCAGUUGAUAGCAGAUUCAGCAGCCAUUAUGUGCAAUUGAAGGAUAGGAGUCUUUUAUUGCAUCAGUGGGAAGAAACAACGAUAGCAGCCCAUGCUAUGACGUCGUGAAAGUAACUGCGCUGGAUGGCCGGCCGUCUCUCUGGAAGAAAUGCCAUCCAAAUCCGCUGGUGUCACCAGGGGGCAAGCGAGCACACAUUGACAGCACCCGGAAGAGAUGACUAUACGCUACUGGCAUAGGCAGCGACUCAGCGGAACACCCAUGAGAGCAC